Messenger RNA from Nomia melanderi (Alkali bee), 9578 nucleotides. It is a transcript of the gene siz, whose product is annotated as Brefeldin-resistant Arf-GEF family protein schizo. Gene Ontology annotation, biological process: actin cytoskeleton organization; regulation of ARF protein signal transduction. Gene Ontology annotation, molecular function: guanyl-nucleotide exchange factor activity. The record is from RefSeq and is a predicted model, not a curated record. NCBI's taxonomy places the organism in Eukaryota, Metazoa, Arthropoda, Insecta, Hymenoptera, Halictidae.
AGGAGGCACGAUCUACGUGACGAGCAGUUUUCGCGAGUGCACAGCAUUUUAAAAUUCAGGCACCCACAGAGCGUAGGACACGUUCCAAACGAUUCCUUAUUUUCUAUAACUUGUCUGCAACUUCUGUACUCGACCAAGUGCAGAAGUGAACAGACAAGGAGUUGAGAAAUGGAAGAUCCACUGAUCGAUGACGCGUCAAGGCUGUUAAGCGUGAGCCACAUCGAGACGAUAAUGCUUUAUCCCGAUAACGAUCCGAAUUCGCCGAGCGCGAGACGCAGAUCAGAGGACAGUUAGCGCUCGGUCGCGUCGGUCCGGUUAGAAAUCGAGUCGUGGGUGGUGUCGUUGCUCGUUACGGGUCGGCCGGCCCGUUAAAAGGAGCAAAAGCCCGAGCAGAACCGGUGGAGAACCCGGCUUUCUUGGAUCGCGUGCCCGUUUCUUAUUAGCCUACAUCGAUCCGGCGUCUUCGACUUCUUAUUAGAGUGUGACGUAUCGUCCAAGUGAACUUGAACGACGCUGAAUCCAGCGUGUGUUGUGCUCGCGUCCUGGAUCCAGCUGGAACGCCCGGGAUCCUCGAAUCUCCGACCGCCGAAAAUCGUGAUCCACCGCAAAAUCCGCAUCCUCCUCGCGCCGCUCGAAAUUACUCGAAAGAAUGCGUUCGAUUGGACGCCUGCGAAGAUACGAGUCUAUAGCCUCUCAGCUGCGAUCUCAAAGGAGUCAACCCUUUGCACGCGAAACUUUCCCUCUGGAAACAUCCAGCAUUUUCCGGUGAGACUGCGACGGCAUUCUUUGAAGUCGGUUAACGAGAACGCGUGCGAAAAGAGACAAAGCCAUCCGGUUGGAAUAUUUCACGUAUCGAUACGCGAUUAAGCCCAGGAAAGGAAACUCGAGGAAAUUCAUGUUUUAUAGAACAAACGAGCGAAUCCUAUGGUAACUAAAGAGAACGUUAUUUGUUCCAUUGAAGUGUCGGGAAAUCGGAAAAUAUCGAACGAUCUUAACCGCCUCUGCUUGAACGACUGACACACGAAGCUGAAUAUUACGCGUAAGAAUAUUACUCGAGGACUGCAUCGAAUCGGUUCCGGUUUCCGUCGCGAAACAGCCGGAUCUCCGUUCGAUUUUCGCUUUUAAGAUGAUCCGCGGAAAAGCGUGCUGCCCGUGGAAAGAUCCGCGCCGCCUAAUCGCGACAUUAAUGUAUCCAGGGCGUUCCGGGGAGAUAGCCAUCUGCCGCGAUCACCGUUUCGAGCGGCCAUUGCUGGAUCCCCGAGGCGCCGAACGGCGAUCACCGGCGAGAUUUUCGGUCUGCCGCCUCUCGCCGUAGGUAAUUCGCGUCGCCGGCGAGAAUUGAAUGAAUAUAGGUGGACCUCGCGCGCGAUUCAAAGGUUAAUCGAAGCGGCUGAUGUCUCUGUGGGAACGGAUCGCUCUGGAGCCCGUGCUCCGCUCGUCUCCAUUGCUCCCUCCUCUUCUCUCCUCUUCUCUGAACGAACGACCUUAACGAGUUUGUUUAACGCGUCGCGUCAGUGGCCAUCAGAAUUUUCGCCGUUCCUUAGAAUAUCACUUUCUCGUGACGCAGACGAAUCUUAUCGGAAUCGUUAUCGUUUUCAACGAGAUUUCAUAUCGCUUACGUUGCAGCGUUGUCCAGCUGCUCGAGUUAUCGAAUACCUCGAUUAGACGUCGAUCUUCUGAUUGUAACGGUUCUCAAGACAUUUCGAAGCAAGGACGAGAAUUAUUCGUUAAUCUUAUGCUCCUCGUUCGAUCUGUACGUUUAACACUUUGCACUCGGAAGUUUUUCACUAGAAAUAUUAGCAUUCUCCGAUGAGAUAAAGACGAUAUUUUGUGAAACUAACUCGAAGAGAUACGUAUAUUGAGGAACAAAGCUAUUUUAUCUCAAUAUUUUUGAAAUUCAUGAGUUGUACAAAGUAUAAUAUUAAAUAUUAAAUUUUAUAGUAUUACUGCAUGAAAUUAGGCGGUGAGAGUCACACCUCGAGUGCAAAGGGUUGACAUAUUACCGAAAGAUAGGCACGCGGAGACCGGUAGCAAGUGUCUCGCGGUGUUCGCGAACGUUGCUGUACGUUUCGAGGAAGCGGCACAGGUGCCACUCUAAAUGGGUUAACCUUUGGCGAACCGACCUCGGACAUGCCUAGGCGGCUCCUGUUCGCGCGGCCGCGCAUCUAGAGACAACCGGCGAGCUUUCUCCCGAUGGCUGACUUUUACUUUUGCCAUGGGCAUAUUGAACACCUCUCCAGAGGCCUAACACGCGCGUGUACUCCGCGGCGAGCGUGACCCGUGCAUCCUGCGGCUGUUGCUCGGCGGUGUCGAAUUCUAAUCGAAUUUCUACUUCCGGCCUCUGUCGCUCUAGCCUAGUAAUAUCUAAACUCGCUUCGACCUUUAACCUCCCGCGCUGCGAAUUCGUUCGGAGAUCCGAUAAACUCGCGCGGACAAUUUCGUUUUCGCCGAUUUUACACGCAUAAAAACCGUGAAUCGGUUCCACGAUGAUGCAAAACGAAGGACGAACCGCUGGCGGGUAAAACCGGUGCGGUUCGAUACUGAAAACAGCGGACGACAAUUUGUCGGAGUGGCCUUUCGCGUAAACGCGAAUUCGUUAUCGCGACACCGCAUUAGCAUAUACGUGAAAGUGCACCACCGGUUAGUGGAACGUGAUUAUUUUUCUAUCCUCAGAGCUCGGUCGCCGGUUCCGACGCCGCGAAAACCGUUCGAGAAGCACUGCUGGUCGAUCUAUCGCACGCUACGCGUUAUCAUUCGCCCGGACGUGGACCUCGAUUUUCCCGUACAUUCGACGUAUCGUUAACUCCUUUCCCCCAUGGUUUAUUUUGCAACUGCUUUGUUACGAAUAGUUCACUGAAAAAAGGAGACAAAUUCUGGACAUAUUAUCCAUGUCUGCUCCGAAGUAUGAUUCACAACAGAAGAAUAUUUGAUUUGGGUCGACAAGGACCGAGUGAUAUUUAUGUUUGUGAAAUUCUGCUUAAAAUCUUCACGAAAUAAUAGGACCGCACAGUCUAGUCAGAAUGUUCAAAUACUAGAAUUUGAAGAGAAUCGAACUGAGUGUCGCGUGUUUGAUUCGGAAGAUUUUUAUCGUCUUUUAGUUAUUCCCAGUAUUUAUUCGCGCGUUACGAUACGAAUGCCGCGUUGAAAAGUAAAACGACAAGUCUCCUCGGCCAACCUAAUUGUUUUCUCCUCGCUCGAUUAUCAUUCGCCCGACGAGCAGAGAUUAACGGGUCUUGUUUACGCGCCUUCCAUCGGAGAUAACAGAUUUCUCCGGCGCGAAAUAAUAUACGCCAUUACGGUUUAUCGGUGAAAUCGAAGCGAUCGCGCAGCUUCUAACGCGACGGUCCCGAAAACGUUGGCGACCAGCGCCGGAGGUACAUCACUCUGACCCCAACCGCCGCGUUAUCGAACGAUCCGAUAAAAUUGAAAGGUGUCGGCUUCGAUAUCCUGGGUAAGGAUAAAUAAUUCGAUGCAAAGUAUUACCGGUGUUCUCGUUUGCGGGUGAAAGUGCGGAGUUCGACCCGAACGCGCCGCUGUAACCCCGAAAGAACAAUGCUAAGUGAGAACGACGCGCGCGCGCGAUACGGCGACCAUAAUUCUUCCCGUUAUUCGAUCAUCGCGCUGUCUCGAUCUUCUGGAACGAAAGACGCUCACGAAGAAUCACAAUUUACGAAAAGUCUUCGUAAAAUUUCUCUGUAAAAGCUAUACCCGAGAAUGGAUUAAGAUUUCGAUUGGUUUAUAUUUCAGUUUAGGAGUCUGUCUUUGCAGUAACUCUAAAAGAAGAAAGUAGGAAUUGCUCAUUUUGAACACCUGGCAGUUCAGCGUCGAAUCGACGAUUCCCUAUCGGAAGAAGAUUCGUAUGAAUCAAGGGGAAAGUUCGAAAUCAUGAUUUCCACGCGUUUAACCUCUCGAACUCAGAAAUGGUUCCCUCGGAGUCCGAUGCUCGAUACGACGCGUCGAUACUCAGGAACGUUUACCGAAGCUCCGCGUUUUAUCGAAUCGCGGCGGAUCGAAUUUCGUUUUUCGCCGCGUAGAGCAUCGGAAUUCCUGUUGCGCGAAUUGACCUCUAUUCCGGAGCGGCGGAAUAGCAGCGAACGGCGAGCGGCGUUCGGCGAGCGGCGAGCGGUAGCCAUACGGACGCGUUCAAAUCACCGGUGGGAGGUCUCUGCUCCACCUUUCGUUUGACUUUGACAGUUCCAUUAUGGUAUCGAAGCUAACGGCAAACAGUACGGUGGCCGACGCUGGUGAAUCAACGCGCGCGCGCGCGCGCCGACAUGCCGAGGUCUAUUGGGUACCGAAAUGUACCUCGGAUAGUGAGACCGGGCAUAUCGGCGAAACCGAGGGGCACCGUCGUGACGAGCGGCUCGCCGAUCGCGAUGAAAACGAGCCGCGAGGUCGCGGGUGAACAGAGUGGCCGCGGUCGGUUCAGUGAACAGUGAGACCGUUGGUGUUCGCGAUGAUCGAGCCUAGGAGCGACCGGGUGCCCGCCACCCAGACCAAGCACCACUGUUAUCAAGUGAUAAGGACCACCAGGGUGCACCAGAGUUCGCGGUCCUCCAGGAUGGUCACCGUUCAGGAGAAGGUCAUCAGGUCCCGACUGCAGUUGGGAUACUCGACGCCCACCAACUUCAUCAAUCGUUUCCCGUCGAAGAUGGAGAGGCCGUCGCAGCACAGCUCGAACGCGGGCCAGGUGCACAGCGUCGGCAUGCACGGCGUGUACUCGUCCGGCAGCCAAACGUCCCUCACGACGUCCUACAUCACGGGCCAGUCGUACGUUCAGAACCAGAGCUACGCGCACGGCCCGUACACGCCCUCGCCGAGCGUGCGAGUCUACUCGCACGCGGGCUACAGCCAACCCCAAAGCUACGGCACCAUGGUGCAAGGCUACGGCGGCCAGCCGCAACCGGCCUAUCAGCAGAACCACCUCAAGAAAGGACCAGUCCGGAACGGUGACGUGCUCAAGAGAUGCCGGCUGCAGACCGCGUACGAGCUGUCGCAGGACCUGCUGGACAAGCAGAUCGAGAUGCUGGAGCGCAAGUAUGGCGGCGUGAAGGCGAGGAACGCCGCGUUGACGAUCCAGCGGGCGUUCCGCAGGUACACGCUGCUGAAGAAGUUCGCGGCGAUCACCGCGAUGGCCAAGGCGGAGAAGAGGCUGAGCAGGAAGCUACAGGAGACCGCGGACCGCGGCUGCUCGGCGGCGAACGAGCACGAGAGGAUGGUCUACCACAACCAGAUCUACAUCCAGCAGCCGCAGACGGCGAACAGGCCGAUGCCGAUCCGAAGCAUGUCGCUGAGAGAGAGGAGGCACGUCGAGAACUCGCAGUCGCCGAUACCCAGAAGCCAGAGCGGCAGGUGCGAGGUGCAAAUCGCCGGCCAUCAACACGCGAACCAUAAUAUCCAUCAGACCGGCAGGCACACGCCGUCCCUGGCGCCCAGCCCCUGCAGCAGACAUCAACAGCUACCACCGAGCCCCUGCUGGGAGUCCAGCUCUCAGGAAAGCGGAUCCAGCAUCCACUACUACAACCCACAGGAAGCGCUCUGCGGCCUCAGGCAGGAGACGCCUCCGCGGGACCUGCUGCGAACGCCUUGCACGUCCCCGUCGACGCCUCACAAUCUCCAAAACACAGUGCCUCAGAACUGGAGCUCUUCCUCUCACCUGGGCUCCACCGGCAGGUCAAGGGGUUCCGCGAAGAAGGUGCCGCCGGAAGUACCGAAGAGGACGUCUUCCAUCACCUCCAGGUCCAUGGAGCCUCGCCACAACGGGCUCAGCAAAAGCGUCGAGAACGGCAGCCUGAGCUCGGUCCAGAGCUCCGGCAGCGAUUCCACUAAUUGCGAGAGCUCCGAGGGCGAUGCCCAAAGAGGAUCGCCUGUUUGGAAACACAAAGGAAUAUCGAGUUCCCCGGAACACCAGGACUGCGCCGGCCACGCGACAGACUCGACCGCCAUGAUAAACAGCGUGAAGGACCUCGGUCAUUCGCACGCCAGCUCGAGUUACCAGCUGCCGCUGAUGGACCAUGCCGAAACGAUGCCCCAGACCAGCUACAAGGUCUCCGAAACGGUUAGGAAACGUCAGUACAGAGUCGGCCUAAAUCUGUUCAACAAGAAACCGGAGAGGGGAAUCAGUUACCUGAUCAGGAGAGGCUUCUUAGAGAACAGUCCUCAGGGUGUCGCUAGAUUCUUGAUCAGCAGAAAGGGAUUGUCCAAGCAGAUGAUCGGAGAGUACCUAGGAAACCUGCAGAACACCUUCAACAUGGCUGUGCUAGAAUGCUUCUCCCAAGAACUGGACCUCUCUGGCAUGCAAGUGGACGUGGCCUUGAGGAAGUUCCAAGCGUACUUCAGGAUGCCGGGCGAGGCCCAGAAAAUAGAGCGACUGAUGGAAGUGUUCAGUCAGCGGUACUGUCAAUGUAACCACGACGUGGUGACCAGACUGCGGUCACCGGACACGGUCUUCGUCCUAGCGUUCGCCAUCAUCAUGUUGAACACCGACCUGCACACGCCUAACUUGAAGCCUGAACGUAGAAUGAGGCUGGAAGAUUUCGUGAAGAAUCUCAGGGGCAUCGACGACUGCGGAGACAUCGACAAGGAUAUCUUGGUCGGCAUUUACGAGAGAGUGAAGGAGAACGAGUUCAAACCCGGCUCGGACCACGUGUCCCAAGUAAUGAAAGUCCAAGCGACCAUCGUUGGGAAGAAGCCCAACAUGGCCUUGCCGCAUAGGAGAUUAGUUUGUUACUGUAGGCUCUACGAAAUUCCCGACAUUCACAAGAAAGAGAGGCCCGGCGUGCACCAGAGGGAGGUGUUCCUGUUUAACGACCUCCUCGUCGUCACGAAAAUCUUGAGCAAAAAGAAGAAUAGCGUCACCUACACCUUCAGACAGAGCUUCCCCCUUUGCGGAAUGGUCGUUACGCUGUUUGAAGUUCCUCAUUAUCCGUAUGGGAUUAGACUCUCGCAACGCGUAGACGGCAAAGUGUUGGUCACGUUCAACGCAAGGAACGAGCACGACAGAUGCAAGUUUGUGGAAGACCUCAGGGAAUCCAUCAGCGAGAUGGACGAGAUGGAGACCUUACGGAUUGAGACGGAACUGGAACGACAGAAGAGCAGCAGAAGCGCCAGAGGCGGCGCAGAGAAUAGAGACUCCGGAGUGGCGGAUGUCGAGAUAUGUCCUUGCCCGGGGCCUUGCUCCGACAGGUCCGAGACCAUCGAUAUGGACACGCAGCUGAAACGCUCGGCGCUUAGCAAUUCCCUUCUUGACAUACACGAACAAUUCGCUGGUGAAAAACCGCAACGCCGUGGAAGCGUGGGCUCGUUAGAUAGUGGUAUGUCGAUUUCUUUUCAAUCUACAUCUGCCAGCUCAAUGAGCCAAGGCAUUAAGCAUCCUGGACAAGUUCAUCCUAUUCAUCCAGGGUCUACUAUCCCUGGUGGUGCUAAGGGACUGGCUCAGCAGCCAUCUUUUUUAGGGGGUCUGUUCGCCAAACGGGAACGAAAGCUAUCGCAAUCGGAGGAAUCCGGGCCCUACAGUCGCACCACGGAGGUAUAAUAUAUCCUUCCGAUGGUACCUAACGAAUGGGAUCUCUCGCUGUACAUUCGGUUCCCUUCUAGUACGUUUCAUGAUCCCCUCAAACAAUUUCCACGCGCAGUGCACACCGUUUGUAAUAACGUACUGAACGCUUCAGGAAUGUACCAGUCGUGUGGAACGGAAGAUGAUUUAACGUUUUCCGUAGUUUGUACGGCAUGUUUUAUAACUUGUGGACGAGACAUCUGACUUUUAAGCUCUUACGAAUCACGAGUCAUCUUCGUUAGUGGAUCGCGUGCUAAAUCGACAGCUUUCCACACGCUAUAAAAUACUCUGUGCACGUGAAAUGAAAUUUUAUUGUGUCCCUAAGACUCGAAUGCAUACCGAAAAGAACAUGUGUACGUAUAUUAUUCAACUUCGCAGAAGAUAGUAGAAAUUUCUUUGUAUAUCUUUACGAUAAAAUAGUACCGAUGCACUUCCGAUUAAGGAAAAGGUUUACGAAAGAAAUAAUCGAGAUUACUCUAGACUUUACUCCAUCUCUCGUAACAGAGGUACAUUAACGUAGUAAAUUUCCCAGCUGGAAGCACAAUUUCUCUUAAAGUUACGAGUAGUACGUCUUACGUGUUCGACACAUUAUUACAGCUGAUGUGCACGGGCCAGAGAUGGGCAAAUUCGGAAUAUAUUAUAAGGAAUAAUAAAGGAAAUAUGAAUAACCAGUUUUUGCUCCGCUCAGAGUUUCUAAAUACCGAUGCGUCGCGAUCGAUAAUGUUGUAUUUAAAGAAAGAUCUGUCCAUCUCUGGCGCGGACGCAGCGUGCGAAGUUAAACAGUUCUGGGGGAUCGUGCGCGCAGACAUGGUCGACGUUACGUUAAAAGGAUGUUCGAGGCACGUCUUGAAGCUACGACAAAGAAGACAACAGGUUACCCUACCGGAAGACAGUAACGGAAGGAAACAAAGUGAUUAACCUGUUAACCGGAAGAAACUAGUUACGCCUUUCAGCAAAUUCUUUUCCUUGUUUAAUCGUUUAUGUCCUAAAUCGUGUCCCUAUUAUUUUUAAUUGCAUUCGUAGAACAUUAGUUGUUCCGCUGAUACUUUAAACGUAACGUUUAAAAUUGUUUAAAUGGAUUAUAUCGGUACUUUAACGAAGAUAAUAUUUGAAAAUCAGCUUGAGGACGUAAAGGGUUAGAUUAGGAUUCCAGUACGAUCUGUCUGUAAACGAUUGAUACACGUUCGCGUUGGUUAGGGUUUGUCAUUCGAGUAGCACCGAUUACAACCACGUAAAUAUGAUACGUAACCUCGGUACGUGUACAUCAAACGAAAAACGUGUCAAUCCUUCGCGGACAACCUGCAUUUUAUUGAAUCCAAGUAUCUGUAACCGGUAUGGACGACAAUGUAUUCGUGUUUCUCGAAGAGUAAUAUCUCCGCCGGAUUGAUUUCAUAUGUCUUUAAAAGUGCCUGCAUACCUAGGUAUUUAUGAUCGGCCGAUCAUGCAAUCAACCGGUUAACAGAUUAAGAAACGCUUAAAAGUAAAAUUGGUCAUUCGAUGUAAAUUUAUUGGAUUGGGCAGGAUCCAAUCGUGGUCGCUGUAGAGCAGAAGAGAAGGAUGAAGAAAGUUGUUGGAAGAAAGAGAGAAAGGGAGAGAAUGUGUGCGUGCAUGCGCGUGUGUCCGACGUGUAUAUGUGAAAGCGAGAGAGCGAGAGAGAUUCGAUAAGGUAGGACAGCGGGGAUUAUAGCUCCCGCCGACACAUGUAUAGUUAUUUAUUCAUCCAAAAAGAUCGAAAUCGAUCCGUUCUUUCUUACGGUAUUUAUAAUUUCACGUGUAGAUAAUUCGUUGAGCAGUACGAAUCUCAUGAACCGGUUUUUUAAACGCGACCUCGACCCCCAUGAAGAAGAGGAGCUGGAGCAAGAAAAGCGGUUCAUGGAGAGGCUGAUCCAGUAACGUCGAGUCUUGCAAGUGUCCUCGACAUAAUUCUAUACUUUAAGCGAUUGUACAUAAUAGACGUAUAUAUAUAUAUAUACAUACAUAUAUAUAUAUACGUAUAUACAUACAUAUACAUAUAUAUAAUAUA